UAAUCAUCAUUCCACCAACAAUGGCGGAUUCGCCGUCGUCACAGUUUCCGCGCGAGAAACAGGGGUAUUUAAAUAAAUGGAGUAGGGGUUCUUUCCGUUUUUUUUUUAAUUCUGAUUUAAGGAUGAUCUUAAUAUAACGAAGCGGUGGUGGAACUAAGUGAAAUCACCAUGAGCACCUUUGGAGGAAUAAUGGCUGAGUAUCCACACAUUGUUCUUGACAGGUUUGUGGGCGCAUCGAAUCUGAAAGCCACUGCAUAUUUCUUAUCGCAUGCCCACACAGAUCAUAUGAUAGGAUUAGGUUCUACUGCUUUUUCUGAACGAUUAAAAAAGGGUUUUCCAAAUGUUCAUCUGUACUGUUCGGAAGUCACUAAGCUUCUACUGUUGAAAGAUUCCAGAUUUGAGCACUUGGAGCCAUAUAUUGUAUGUCUUCCCAUUGAUCAGCCAACAACAAUACAAACAGAAAGUGAAAGAAAGAAUGAAUCACUCAUUGUCACCCUACUGUCAGCAGGUCACUGUCCCGGGUCAGUCAUGUUUCUGUUUGAAGGAAGCAAAGGUGUUGUUCUGUACACUGGAGAUUUCCGUUUAAGUAAAGGAGAUGCUGCCCUCAUGAGUCAAUUACAUUCAGGAUCAAGUGUGAAAGACAUCAAGUGCAUUUAUGCAGACACAACAUUUUGUACGCCUAUGGCCAUGCAUAUACCAAGUAGGGAACAGUCACUGAGCUGUUUGGUAAAUCUUGUAGACAACCAUAUAUCCAAGAGUGAUCAUCAUCAAGUAAAGCUAGUCUGCAAAGCCAAAUAUGGAUAUGAAUACUUGUUUGUUGAACUCAGCAAAGCAUUUCGUAUGAAGAUUCAUGUGUCUCCGUACAUGAUGAUGCACUACCAGAUGGUACCGGAGUUGGCCUGUCACAUGACCUCCGAUGGGAGAAGCACUCAGAUCCAUGCAUGUAGCUACACUAAAUGUAGCGUGGCAAAUUCUGUCAAUACGAUUGCUAUUAAGCCAAGUACAAUGUGGUUUACAGGCUUUGCGCAACCGGAUGAAAUACUUGCAAAAGUCACUGAUGAUUUCUACAGGUUGUGCUUCUCAUUUCAUUCAUCCUACAGUGAGAUUCGUGACUUUAUUGGUUACCUCAAACCAAAGGAAGUUAAAGCAAACGUUGUUCCUAAGCGUUGUACAGAACAAGACAUCAUUAAUCGAUUAUCAGACUUGUUACCUGAUAGCAAGACAAACCAAUCAAAUGAGAGGAAUGCUGACCAAGGUUAUAAACCAUUGGGGUCACUCAAGAAGAAAUAUGUAAGAAGAAAAAGAAAAAUUGCUUAUGGAAUUAUUACAGCAAGACGCCAGCCAUAUAUUAAGCUAAGUUAUUCUUGUAUGUCAUGUUACAAGCGCAUCAAAUCAGAGUUGGCGAAAAUGAAUGUUUGGAUUAGGUAAUUUGGAAGUCAGGAUUUGUGAUAAACC
Molecule: messenger RNA, 1455 nt
Organism: Anneissia japonica
Lineage: Eukaryota; Metazoa; Echinodermata; Crinoidea; Comatulida; Comatulidae
Product: protein artemis-like
Exons: 13
Coding region: 169-1428 (419 amino acids)
Biological process (GO): double-strand break repair via nonhomologous end joining; interstrand cross-link repair; protection from non-homologous end joining at telomere
Molecular function (GO): 5'-3' DNA exonuclease activity; damaged DNA binding
Source: RefSeq, a predicted model, not a curated record